UCCGGCAUGUUCCGGCAAGCUGUGACGGGAGGCCGUUCCUGACACUGCACCGGCCACUGGCGGGAUGAGAUGACAUCAGCUCGGCGGGACGCGCGCAGGCGGGACAACGCAGCAAAGAGGAGAGUGUAUGAAAACUCCAUGGGGUCAGCCAAAAAUGUGAUAAGUGAGACUGUUGAUAUAGCAGACAGUUAUAACAUGAUGGCUUCUUUCCAGCGCUCUAAUAGUCAUGACAAAGUGAGGAAAAUUGUUGCAGAAGAGGGUCGUACAGCAAGAAACCUUAUUGCUUGGAGUGUCCCACUGGAAAGCAAAGAGGACGAUAGUAAGUCUAAAUGGCAAGUAGGUGGAAAAUCUAAGAGAGUGACUCAUGGAACACACAAACCUACAAAACAGAGUACUACAGUAGACUGUAAAAUAACAUCAGCAGCUGCUGGAGAUAAAAACUUUGACAAAAGCCCAACAAAAACAAGGCAACCUCGAAAAGUUGAUUUGAGAGCUCGAUAUUGGGCAUUUCUUUUUGACAAUCUUAGACGGGCAGUUGAUGAAAUCUAUGUUACUUGUGAGUCGGAUCAGAGCGUAGUAGAAUGCAAGGAGGUUCUAAUGAUGCUAGAUAACUAUGUAAGAGAUUUCAAAGCAUUGAUUGACUGGAUACAGCUACAGGAAAAGCUAGAGAAGGCUGAUGCUCAAAGCAGACCUACUUCAUUGGCCUGGGAAGUAAAGAAGAUGUCUCCAGGACGUCAUGUCAUACCAAGUCCAUCAACAGAUAGAAUCAGCGUAACAUCAAAUGCUCGAAGAAGUUUAAAUUUUGGGAAUCCAUCUGUGACAAUUCCUGCCACUCGUCUGGCUCCUUCAGGUGUAAGUUGGGCUGAUAAGGUGAAAGCUAACCAUGGAGCUAAAGCUGCCACUCCAGAGCUAGCAACUACACAAACCUGCAUGCCAACACCAGUGCAGAAGUCAUCACGGAGAAAUGAACGGAAGGAUGCAGAAGGAUGGGAAACAGUUCACCGUGGAAGGCCUGUUCGAUCUCGAUCUACAGCUGUAGCAACAAAAACUCCUGUAGCUGCAGAAUUGCUAAGAGCUAAAGAUGACAGUGACAAAGAAAAUGUAGUCUUCAGACAAUCAGAAAAUAAACAGAAGAAUUCAUUCGAUGGAGAUAGUGCAUCCAAAAAUACAGAACCUCUGCAGAAAGAUUCUUUAUAUCUGAGUGAGCAUCCUCUUGCUGAAAGGACUCAGUUCACAGCACACACACUAGAAGAUACCAGAAACACUGGCAAUGUGGUUUUACAAGACAGUUCUUGCUUACAAACACCUGAAAUGCCGGCAGUUGUCGUAGACACUGAACAUACUUCAGAAAGUCUACAGAUUGAUGAAUCUCCCUCCCUGAUCUCUGGUAGUAAAGAACAGCAUGAAGCAUUAAAAAACAAGAUAGAAAGCGAAAUGGACCCUUCAGACAUUUCAAAUUCUAUGGCAGAAGUCCUUGCUAAAAAAGAAGAGUUAGCAGAUCGCCUGGAAAAGGCCAAUGAAGAAGCAAUAGCUAGUGCCAUUGCAGAAGAAGAGCAGUUAACUAGAGAAAUUGAAGCAGAAGAAAAUAAUGACAUUAACAUUGAGACUGACAAUGAUAGUGAUUUUUCUGCUAGCUUGGGCAGUGGAAGUAUAUCUUUCUGUGGCAUGUCUAUGGACUGGAAUGAUGUCCUGGCAGAUUAUGAAGCUCGUGAAUCAUGGCGUCAAAAUAAUUCAUGGGGUGAUAUAGUGGAAGAAGAACCUGCGCGCCCACCAGGCCAUGGAAUACAUAUGCAUGAGAAACUCUCUUCACCAUCUCGCAAAAGAACAAUAGCAGAAUCUAAAAAGAAACAUGAGGAGAAACAGAUGAAAGCUCAACAGCUGAGAGAAAAGUUACGUGAAGAGAAAACGCUAAAGCUUCAAAAACUGAUGGAGCGGGAGAAAGAUGUGCGAAAGUGGAAAGAAGAAUUACUGGACCAGAGACGCAGGAUGAUGGAGGAAAAAUUACUUCAUGCUGAAUUUAAACGCGAAGUGCAGUUACAGGCAAUUGUGAAAAAAGCACAAGAGGAAGAAGCAAAGGUAAAUGAAAUUGCAUUUAUAAACACCUUAGAAGCCCAAAAUAAACGUCAUGAUGUGUUGUCCAAACUAAAAGAAUAUGAACAAAGACUAAAUGAAUUACAGGAAGAACGCCAACGGAGGCAGGAAGAAAAGCAAGCACGUGAUGAAGCUGUUCAGGAGCGUAAAAGAGCUCUGGAAGCAGAACGCCAAGCCCGGGUUGAAGAGCUGCUGAUGAAGAGGAAAGAACAAGAGGCUCGGAUUGAACAGCAGCGGCAGGAGAAAGAGAAAGCACGGGAAGAUGCAGCACGGGAAAGGGCCAGAGAUCGAGAGGAGAGGCUGGCAGCUCUCACUGCAGCUCAACAAGAAGCAAUGGAGGAGCUACAGAAAAAGAUUCAGCUGAAGCAUGAUGAAAGCAUUCGGAGACACAUGGAACAAAUUGAACAGAGGAAAGAAAAGGCAGCUGAAUUAAGCAGUGGGAGACAUGCUAAUACUGAUUAUGCACCUAAACUUACACCAUAUGAACGAAAAAAGCAGUGUUCAUUAUGCAAUGUUUUGAUUUCCUCAGAGGUGUAUCUUUUUAGCCACAUUAAGGGGAAAAAACACCAACAAGCAGUGAGAGAAAAUAGUAGCAUCCAAGGACGAGAGCUUUCAGAUGAAGAAGUGGAGCACCUGUCAUUGAAGAAGUACAUUGUUGAUAUUGUGAUUGAAAGCUCUGUUCCAGUAGAACCUUUAAAAGAUGGAGAGGAGAAGCAAAAAUCUAAAAAAAAGGCAAAGAAGCUGAAGGCACGGAUGAACUCCAGGGCUAAAGAAUAUGAAAGUUUAAUGGAAGCAAAAAAUGCCACCUCUGAAUCACCAUACAAAGCAAAGUUGCAGCGAUUAGCAAAAGAUCUUCUAAAGCAGUUCCAAGUACAGGAUAGCAGUUCAUUGGCAAACAACAAGGUUUCUGCUCUGGACAGGACUUUAGGAGAGAUUUCUCGUAUUCUGGAAAAAGAGAAUGCAGCAGAUCAGAUAGCAUUCCGGGUUGCAGGAGGACUCACAGCCCUUGAACACAUUCUUCAAGUAGUGAUUUCUUCCACGAAUCUGAAUGCAGUUUUACGGAUUCCUCCCAAGUCACUCUGCAAUACCGUAAAUGUUUACAACCUGGCCUGCAGUAAUUGCACAGAAAACUGCACCUAUGUUCUGUUUAGUAAUAAGAUCACCUUUUUAAUGGACCUGUUGAUGCAUCAGUUAACGGUUUGUGUUCCAGAUGAAUAUAAUGCAAUAUUAGGAAGAAGUGUAAAUAAGCAAGUAUUUGAAGGUUUAACAACUGGACUUCUCAGAAUUAUUGCUGUGGUCUUUGGGUGUCUGAUCUCCAGUCUACCAGAUGUAAAUAAUCAGCCCACUGCACCUAAAAUAAUACAGGAAGUGAAAAACAAGCCCUCAAAAGUUGAAGCCUUUAACAGCAGGGUUCAGGACCUGAUCAGUUAUGUGGUGAAUAUAGGAUUGAUAGACAAGUUAUGCUGCUGUUUCCUCUCCGUCCAAGGUCCUGUUGACGACAAUUCAAAAAUAGCUACUUUUCUGCAAAAUGCUACAGCAGUGUUACAUGGAAUGUGUCAGCUCUGUUUUGCUGUCAGUGGAAGGUCUUGGCCCAUAUUUGACAAUACACGUCAGGAUCCCACAGGGCUAACUGCAGUUCUUCGGACUACAGAUCUAGUUGGAGUCUUGCAUAUGCUGUACUGUAUUCUUUUCCAUGGCACCAUCUCAGAUUCAAACAUGGCAAGUCCCAAAGAGAGUUAUACAGAGAACACGAUCCAGGUUGCUAUUCAGAGUUUACGCUUCUUCAAUAGCUUCGCAGUUCUUGAUCUGCCAGCUUUUCAGUCUAUUGUAGGUGCUGAGGGACUUUCUCUUGCAUUCCGUCAUAUUAUCAGCUCUUUGCUGUGGUACUGUUCUCAGCAUACCUGUGAAGGACUGCUACAUGAAGUCAUUGUUUGUGUUGGGUAUUUUACUGUCAACCAUCCAGAUAAUCAGGUAAUUGUACAAUCUGGCCGUCACCCCACAGUGCUGCAAAAACUAUGCCAGUUGCCUUUCCAGUAUUUCAGUGAUCCUCGCCUAAUCAAAGUGCUCUUCCCUACGCUAAUAGCUGCUUGUUACAAUAACCCUCAGAACAAGAUCAUUCUGGAGCAGGAGAUGAGUUGUGUUUUACUUGCCACAUUCAUUCAGGAUUUCACACAGAAUUCAGGCCAAACAGAUAACCAGUCUUCUCAACAAAGGGCAGAAAAAUUCUUCACUUCCCAAGAUUAUCUUGAGCUGUCUAACAGAUUCCCUUGCCAAGCCUGGGAAGAAGCACGACAGUUCUUCUUGAAAAAAGAGAAAAAAUAAGUGUUUCAUUUUGUUUCGAUUUUUAAAACAUCUAACAUGUUAAUGUUAAGCAAUUUGUCCUAAUUACAUACUUUAAGAAACUGUUUUGGAAACUUCUAGAUACUCUAAAUACUUAUGCUGUAGAUAUAUAUAAUUUGCACUAUUUAUGUCUUAAGUACUGUAGAUACUUUAAAGCGCUGUUUUUUAAUUUUGAAAAUUGUUUAUUUCAUUUACAUACUACAUCAUGGUUUUGGUAGCUUCUACCCUAUGAUGUGUUCUUCUUGCACUGUAAAACUGCUGAAAUUAGGUUACAAAUAUAGAAAAUGUUAUCUUCUAUAUAUCUUGUAAUAAAAUAACUUAUUCUGUUUGUAGUGUGACUUAUUCAGAUUACUAUAGACCACAAUUUCAUAAAUAGAAAUAGAAGUCUUGAGGCAUCUUUUGAAUUAAUCAAAAUUUUGGCAAGUUUAUGCUGAAUUGACUCAAUUUAGAGUUCAUUUAGACUUUUCUUGUGAUUUAGAAUAAGAUCAUUUGUAAUAAACUUUUUAAGCCACACACAUUUUUAAAGUUUGAAUAAGACUUUCAUAAUAAUUGUUAAAAGAUUGUGAUGCAUCUUGGUACUGUUAAUGGUGAGUUUUCAUAAAGCUAUGUCAGGCAAUAUUAAAAAAACAAUUACAGUG
This is a messenger RNA of Mauremys mutica (yellowpond turtle), 5069 nucleotides long. RefSeq names its product S-phase cyclin A associated protein in the ER (gene SCAPER). Bases 70 to 4413 code for a protein of 1447 amino acids. Gene Ontology annotation, molecular function: zinc ion binding; nucleic acid binding. The record is from RefSeq and is a predicted model, not a curated record. NCBI's taxonomy places the organism in Eukaryota, Metazoa, Chordata, Testudines, Geoemydidae. The transcript is spliced from 32 exons.